GCUGGCUAAACCUCCACACAGAAGCAAAAUGGCCGAUAGUAAACUAACCGAUCACACAGCGUCUGACAGUCAUCAAGGGGUUAUGCAUGGUUUGUUUACAGCUUGAGAACUACAGUCGCGCAUAAAAAAGGAUACUCGCCUUUUCUUCGUUUUUUUUUUUCUACGACUAACAUUUCGCCUUUCGGUGAUGUCAUUUCUUAUUCAAUUUAGCCUUGAAAGCCUCGAAGAACUAGCUCGCUAGGCUAGCUACCCUGCUAGCCUGCUAGCGGUAGGUCUGCAAGAAUUUUUUGCACAGAAGCACUUUAUGUCCUGUGUGAUUCCCGAGACAGGAGAAUCAAGAAGGGGAACAGUGGUUCAUGGAAGACAAGAAAAAGAAGAAAGAAGAUAAAAAGAAAAGGGAAACCUCUCAGAAGGUGCCAGAACAGAAAAUCAAAGUGCCAGAAUCAGCCAAGCCCUCCUCUUCCCAGCCGCUCACCACCCCAGGCUCAGUGUCCCCCAGUCCUGGCCCGGUCGCCCCCUCGUCCCCCAGUCCUGGUGCAGGCGGGGUUUCUGCCCAAGUUCCUCCUGGUGGCGGGAACAAUGCAAAGCAGCGGACCGCUGUGGCCAACGGACAGCCCUCCUCCUCCCCCUCUGGUCAGGCCUCCCAGCAGCAGCGGUACAUGUCUAGAGAGGUUCCACCCAGAUUUCGCUGCCAGCAGGACCACAAAGUGCUACUGAAGAGGGGCCAGCCGCCACUGUCCUCCAUGCUGCUGGGGGGUGGAGGUGGGGAAGGGGAUGCAGGGGUCGGGGGAGGCAGUGCCUGGGCAGCCACCCCACCUCUUCCCUCACCGGGAGGAGAUAACCCCAAUGCAAACACAGCUGGAGGCACAGAUUCCAACCUGGGUUCAUCUUCCCCUUCUCCCCCAAACUCCUCUUCAUCCUCAUUAUGUGUCGCUGCUUUGUCUUCUUCAACUACUACUACUACUACUUCAACUUAUGCAAAUUCCACAUGGGGGGCCGGCUCUGGCAGCCAGUCCUCUUCUCAGGGCUGCGGAAAGGUGACUGUGGAUGGGACUGACCUGGAGGACUGGCCCAGCAUCAUAGGCGGGGCCAAAUUGAUUUCUGCUGGGGCCGGAGGGGGAGGCGUGCAGGAGCCAGACUGCCCCAGCAGCAGCAGCAACAACAGCAGUGCCUCAUGGAGUGAGAGAAACAUCCAGCAGAAAGGAGAAGCAGCAGCAGGAGCAGCAGGAGGAGGAGGAGGAGGAGGAGGAGGAGCAGGGAACACGGACAAUCCUUCCCCCCAACGUUCUUCUCCUCUGUCCUCCUCUUUCUCGCUUAAUGAAUGUGUCCAGUCAAGUGGUAGUGUGUGGGCCUCGUCCACCUCGUCUCAGGUGGAGGCAGGGCUAGCAACAGAAGCAUUUUUCAAUUCCAAAGUCUCCCAUCUUCUUCCUGGGCCUCAGGAGAGCCCUGUGGGUGGCAGCAGCGGUGUCACUGGUGCCAAUUUCAACCCCAACGCGAACCCCUCCGCUUGGCCCCUCCUGGUGCAAAGUGGGACACAGAGUUCAGCGAGCGACAGCCUUCCACUACACUCAUCCAUUACUUCAGCUUCCUCAUUCUCUGCCAGCACCACCCCCGUCACCACUCACACUAUUUCAUCUGUGAAUCAAACUGGUCUCUAUCAGCAGCACACUGAAACAGCUGUAGGCGCCAGGAGCGGAGAACAGCAGCAGCAGCAGCACUUAGAAAGCCCAGCGUCGGAGCCGAGUUCAGAAGGGGGAGCACGGGAAGCAGGACCAAAUCAAGAAGGCGGCAGUGAGCGAGACUAUGAGGUCGCCAGCGAAGGAGAAGGGAGUGGUAACCUUUCGGGCUCUUCGUCUUCCUCCUCUGCUGCCUCCUCUUCUUGGAGAUCCAUGCCUCCAGUGUCCUCCGACCUCAGUGCAGGUGCCCCACAGGCAGAUGGGUGGGGAGGAGGAGAACCUGGUGCUCAAGCGAAGGGGGGCAGUGUUUGGGGCUUUGGUAGUCAAGGGGACAAGGCUGGGUGGGGCAGGGGAAACGGCGGUGGUUCAACUACCCCAGUGGUAUCUCAGGGAGCGUGGGAGGGAAGCAGUUCAGAUGCAGAGUGGGGUAGCGGUGCAGGAGGUGCGAGUUCGAGUAAUUUAGCAAUAGGAAGUGGCAGAGGGGUGGAUAGCAGCAGCAGUGCAGGCAGUGUAGGUCUGGGUGGCAGCAGUCUAGAGGACUCUGCCUCUCCGAAGUUUGCAACUAUGACAAAAGCUUGGGACAAUCAGAAAGGGACUGAAAGUGGAGAUGGCGCAGUUGGGGAGUGGGGUGGCGGAGGACAGGGUGGAGGCACUGGAGGACCCUCAUCCUCAAGUGGAAGUGGUGGAGGGGGGAGCGGUAGCGGGCAUAAACAAGGCCGAACCCCGUCUGCGCGUGACCACUCCAACCAGACCUCCAAUGCUGAAGUGGCCUUACUCGGCAUGCUCAGUCGAUCUGACCUGGACCCCAGGGUGCUGUCCAACACAGGCUGGGGGCAGACCCAGGUUCGACAGAACGUGGCCUGGGACCUGGACACGACGACAAGCGUGGGGAACAGAAAUGAAAGAAACAGUUCAUCAUCUUCAUUCUCAUCAGCAUCCAUGAACACUACCACCAGUCGCAAUCCUGGGUACCCGUCCAGCACUGGUUCAGUGACUGAGGAUCCGUCAGCUGGGAGCCACGCGCCCGGCCCGAACUCUGGCCCUGCUGCAGUGAGGGACGGUUGGGACAGUGGUGCUAUACAGUCCACCGGAGGUCCUCACGUACCCAGUGGAACUCUAAGGAAACCGGAAUCGCCAGAGGAAGAUACUGAUGGCAACCAGGGGAAGGCAGCUGGAGGUUGGGGCGACCUCCCACCUGAAAACCAGGGUAAAGGAUGGGGUACUGAAGAGAAACAGUGGGGCGAACAAAGAGGGAGAGGUAACUGGAGGGACUUUGGAGAACAGGGUAGUGGUUGGACAGAUGGCCAAGAAGACAAGGGAACCGGAGGGUGGAAGGGUUCUGGAAGAGGCGAGCCGGGCGGCUGGGGGGGGCAGCGUGGAGCAGGAGGAGACUGGGGACAACGAGACUCUACGCAUGGAGGCGGGUGGGGGGAGGGGCGAACCAGAGGUGGGAGCAACUCCGAUGAGGGCUCUUCCUGGGCUAAUUUAGAUGAAGGGGGAUCUCAAAGAGGGGGUUGGGGAGGGGGAGACGUGGGUGGAGGCAAACCCCACCUGGAGUGGGGGAGUGCCAAGCCUCACACAGCAGCAGCACAGAUACCAAACAGCCAAGUGGCACCAAUGAAAGCCCCAAAUCAACAGCAGCACCAAUCACAGGGCCAGCAACCACCUGGAGGGCCGUUGCAAGGCGGGUGGAACAGCCGGUCAAAUGUUGGAGGCGGAGGUCCGCCUUCCAAGAAUCACAACCAAAGUUCGGGCUGGACCUCCGGCCCGAUUCCCCAAAUCUCUGGAGGCGGAGGCGACUCCCUGGAGCCCAGCGGCUGGGAAGAGCCUUCCCCCCAGUCCAUCAGCCGCAAAAUGGAAAUAGAUGAUGGCACUUCGGCGUGGGGAGACCCGACCCGCUACAACAGCAAGAAUGUGAACUUGUGGGACAAAAACAGUGCUACACCAGGCCAAAGCCACGGCCAGCAGGCCCCACCACCAUCCAUGCAGCAGCAACCACCAAGACGACAGCAGGGGAUGCAGCACGGCAGCAACACAAAUCCUGGCAAUGGUGCAGUGGGUUUGUGGGGAGGAGGUGCCCAAACUGUGGAUAAUGGUACAGCUGCUUGGGGUCAGGCAUCUGAUACAACAGGCUGGGGUGAUCCAGAUGAGUCCAGCAAAGCUUCGGGCUGGGGGAACCCGUCACCCAAUCCUGGGAAACCCGGCACUAAGCCCAUUGAAAGCUGGGGUGGGAAAGGAGACAGCUCCAUCGCAGCUUCCCGUCACCCCAGCUGGGACGAGGAGGAUGACGGUGGGGGUGGAGUGUGGAACAGCGCUGGCUCCCAGGGAAGCAGCUCCUCCUUCAACUCUGGAGGCUGGGGUCAGACUCAUGGAGGAAAGAGAGGCAACAUCAAGGGUGGAGGGGACAGCUGGAUGAACCCAGUAUCACGCCAGUUUUCAAACAUGGGCCUUCUGGGUGAUGAUCCAAGUGUUGACAAAAAGAUGGAAGUAGACAAGCGAGGAAUAUCUGACUAUAACGGCGAUAUGCGGAGAGGAGGUCGAGGUGGCGGUUACCGCAUGCCUGGCUCCAAAGACAUGGGUCCUGUUGACAUAGGGCCCUAUGGUGAAAAGAUGGGUGGCCAUGGAGUGUUUGUUGGCAGUGGCGGAGGAAUGCCUCAGCCUCGAGGGAUGCACCAGCCUGGCAUGCAUCCGAUGAACCCCUCCCAAGGGUUACGUGCUCAAGUGCCUCAUCAGUUCCUGUCUGCUCAGGUGCCGGGUCCCAUGCUGAAGCAGAUGCCCUCUCCUGGUGGCAGUGUAGGAGGAGUGGUUGGAGGAGUGGGAGGUGUUGGAAGCGUUGGAGGGGUUGGCGGUGUUGGUGGAGGAGUGUUUCCUCCUCAAAUUUCCCCACAGCAGCUAGCAAUGCUCAGCAACAUUUCCCCCCACGUGCAGCAGUUCCAUUUGGCUUGUCAGCUCCUGCUCCAACAGCAGCAACAGCAACAGCAGCAGCUCCUGCAGAACCAGAGGAAGUUCCCUCAGCCGCAGCCUCUCAGGCAGCAGGCGGACCCCCAACAGCUGGCGAGGAUUAUGGCGAUUCUCCAGCAGCAGAGGCAGCAUCAGCAGGGUGGAGUCGGAGGAGCAGCGCCAGGCAGCGGGACCUCCAAACUGUCUCCCUCUCACCUGGGAGGAAGCCUUUCCAAACAGGCCAUGGUAGACCCCCUCCCACAUCCUGGUGUAGGCGGGCCUUUAUCAGACCUUCAUGCCAAAACGCAAGGGAUCUACUCCGGGCUUACUCCUGGUGGUAACCUGUCAGGACUGGAGCUCAAUCCCAUGAUGGGAGGGAUGAAGGACAUAGGAGGACAACAAUCCCGCUUCAAAUGGAUGAUGGAGGGACAUUCCCCUGCGCCCUCUCCCCCUGAUUCAACCCUUCACAAGAACGGCCCUUUACCCAGUGCUAUAAAGGUGAGAGGAGGGUCUCCUUACUCCCAGUAUGAAAUUCUGGGCGGUGAUGGUUUAGGGAUCCCCUCCCAAGGUUCUGUCGAUAGCUGGCACCGAACCCCUGGGAGCAAACUGGGGAACAAACCUGCCACAUCGAGCUGGCCUCCAGAGUUCCAGCCCGGUGUGCCCUGGAAGGGAAUACAAAGUGGUGGAGAUCCUGAAAGUGAUCCCUAUAUGACCCCUGGUAGUGUUCUCGGCUCCCCAGGAUCCCCAAGCCUCAACGACUCUGACCACCAAUUACUACGAGACAACAUAGGGCCAAACCCCUCCCUCAACACCUCGCUGCCUUCACCUGGUGCCUGGCCCUACAGUGCCUCAGACAGCCCCCUCAGCAAUGCACACAGCACAGGAAAGUACUCCGAGUACAAGCCCAGCUGGCCUCCAGAGCCCAUCGGACAAAACAAGUUGUGGAAGACCAAUCGCAACAGCUCGCAGCUGCCACGCCCCCCUCCCGGUCUCACUAAUCAGAAGCAGGCCUCGCCCUCCCCGUGGGGCACCGGAGGUCCACGAUUGGCCCGAAGCUGGGGAGGAGGCGGGAUUCAUCAAGAGUCAAGAUUUGGGCCAGGCUCAGCUUGGAGCGACGGCGUCGCCUCCAGAGGCAGCUGCUGGUUGCUGCUCAGCAACCUGACCCCUCAGAUCGAUGGCUCCACACUGAGGACUAUCUGUAUGCAGCACGGCCCCCUGCUGACCUUCCACCUCGGCCUGACCCAAGGCAGUGCUCUGAUUCGUUACAGCAGCCGGCAGGAAGCAGCCAAGGCCCAAGGUGCACUGCACAUGUGCGUUCUGGGCAACACCACCAUCCUGGCGGAGUUUGUGAGUGAGGAAGAAGUUGCUCGCUAUUUUGCACAUUCCCAGGCCGGAGGGGCAGAAGGGGCCAGCACAGGAGGUGCGGCGGGCAGCGCGGCGCCGGGUGCGUCCGGAACGAGCACAUCUGUGGCCAGCAGCGGGGGAAGCUCCCCGGGCAGCGAGCGGGCAGCCAUCGGUGCGACUUCAGGAGGAAAUGGAAGCGGCGGCGGGGGCGGAGCAGGAGGGGAAAGCGGCGCGGCAGUCCUAGCAAGCGUGAGGUCCUCUGGCUCCGGCUGGCAGAGUCUCGACGGUACGGGCAGUUCUUCAGAAACGUCUUCAGCCCAAGGACCCGGGCUGGGGAUCUUUUCCCAGUGGAGCACCAACGGUGCAGGAGAGGGAGGAGGCGUCGGGGGCGUAGACGCCGGGAGGUCUGGGCUGUGGGGAGGCAUGACUGCAGGAUACCCCAGCAGCAGCCUGUGGGGGGCACCGCAAAUGGAGGAAAGGCACCAAAUGGACAGUCCUGCUGGAUUGUUGCCCGGUGACCUGCUGGGAGGCGGAGCCGACUCUAUCUGACGCCCCCUCCCCUUCUGUUUGUAUGUGUAGGUUUGGACACACUGAUACAGCAUACACUGGGAUACAUAUGUACUUAAUAUGGCACACACACACACACAUAAACAAAGACAUUUACAUUGUAUGCAUAUUAUUGUACCACACAUACAUGCAUACACACACACAUACACAUACACACAUUGUAUGCAUUUAAAUGUACUAAACAUGCAUACAUAUACACGGUAUGCAUCGUAAUGUGCACACACAAAGCGGAAAUGUGAGACAUGCUUACACACAUUCUCGUGGCCAGACUUAAGCUAUUAUAUAAACAAAUGCAGGGACUGUUAGAUGUGUAUACAGCCUUUUUCCACAGAUGAAGAUUUCAACUGCUUAGACUUGAAACCCGAAAAAAAAAAAUGAGACAAAAAAAAAAAAAGAAUGAAAAGUCAGUUGGUCUGAAAGACUUGACUGGAUUGCAAUGUGCUUAGUAAGUAGGGGACUUUUCAACAGAUUUACAUACACAUGCACACACCAAAUGAGAAGCCUUCAGACAGAUAGGCACUGUUAACAGCAUUACCUUCAUCGGAUAAGAGAACUUAAAAACUACUACAUGAUGUGAGGUGAAAAGUGCAGUUUGUAUUCACAUCUCCUGAAAACGGAGGUCGAAUCCAAACACAUGCAAAACAGCUCUGAUUGACAGCAGAACUGUAUCUUACUGUGUAUGUUAGGUUUGUUUUUUUUUUUCCUUGUUUGUUUGUAUGUAUGGUUUUGAUUUUUUGAACAGUGAAAAUAUUGAAAAAUGUCAUUGUUCCGUUUUCAAAAUGCUGACCUCCUACUGUUGUAUCUCACGCACUCUUUCUCUGUUAUUCUCUCUUGAACAUGUUUGUUACUGUUGCAGUGAUAAAUGUUUAAAAUUGCUGGCAGUUUGACGCUAUGAUGCAUUUCUCCACGUGUCGGUACCACACGCAGUAUCGGACACGUUAUAUGAGUAUGAGUGAGACUGAGACCAAGUAAGUGGAUUAAACCACCGCAGUUGUUGUGCGUGAGUGUGAGGAUAAUGUGUGUGUGUGUGUGCAUGUUAAUGCCUGUCAUAAUGUGGGCAAGGCUGCUUACUAUACAGAAGGUCUAUACAAAAUUGUUUUGAGUGCAUUCGGUAUACUGCUGACUGUGUGUUAAGAAAUAUUGGCACUAAUGCUUUUUUCUCUCUCUCUCUCAUUUGAAGUUGUUUUUUUUUUUAAAGCAGACUUGUCUUUUUUAUUGUCCGACCUGCAAUAAUAAAAAAAAAAAAACAUUUUAAUGACACAAAGAGCUGAAGGCAUACGCGUUGAGAAAAAUGGAAAUGCCAAAUCUUAUCAAACUGUGUGGAGUGGGAGGGAGGGGUGGGACGGGUUGUUUACAGAUGCAGAGUAAGCGUUACCGUACGUUUUUAAAUGUUCUGUUGUUGUGUAUUCGUUUUAAAUUAAGACAGGCUUUAACACUCCUGUUCAGUGUUUUCGUUUUGAGAUUUUACAAAGGAAAAAUUUAUUUAAACAAAUGAGAACAAGAUUAAUAAAGAUGAAAGUAUUGGCUUCUA
Molecule: messenger RNA, 8058 nt
Organism: Salarias fasciatus (jewelled blenny)
Lineage: Eukaryota; Metazoa; Chordata; Actinopteri; Blenniiformes; Blenniidae
Product: trinucleotide repeat-containing gene 6B protein-like
Exons: 21
Coding region: 357-6509 (2050 amino acids)
Biological process (GO): miRNA-mediated post-transcriptional gene silencing; positive regulation of nuclear-transcribed mRNA poly(A) tail shortening
Cellular component (GO): nucleoplasm; P-body
Molecular function (GO): nucleic acid binding
Source: RefSeq, a predicted model, not a curated record